AUGUUAAAGAAGGAUCAGUUGGCUCAUGUCAAGGCCGAACGUGAUGUUUUAGCAGAGGCAGACUCGCCCUGGGUAGUUCAACUCUAUUUUUCUUUCCAGGACGCACAAUACCUUUAUUUAAUUAUGGAGUUUUUACCAGGCGGUGAUUUAAUGACAAUGUUGAUCAAGUAUGAUACUUUCAGUGAACCCGUCACUCGAUUUUAUAUCGCUGAAAUCGUACUGGCAUUAGAAGCCAUCCAUAAUUUGGGAUUUAUUCAUCGUGAUAUUAAACCAGAUAACAUCUUGAUUGAUAAAGAUGGUCAUAUCAAGUUAUCAGAUUUUGGCCUAUCAACCGGCUUCCAUAAGACUCACGAUUCUCAGUAUUACCAACGUUUAUUAGAAGGAGCUCAAAACUCCAGUGGACCCGAUUUUAUCAAUCUCAACACACAAAAAGAAAAGAUCGCUACCUGGAAAAAGAAUAGAAGAGCACUUGCUUAUUCGACAGUGGGCACACCCGAUUAUAUUGCGCCCGAGAUAUUUUUGCAGAGAGGGUAUGGUCAAGAGUGUGAUUGGUGGUCCCUUGGUGCGAUCAUGUUUGAAUGUCUCUGUGGCUACCCUCCAUUUUGUUCCGAAAACCCUCAUGAUACCUACCGUAAAAUUAUGAACUGGAGAGAAACUUUAAUAUUCCCUGAUGACCAGCCUAUUAGUAGAGAGGCAGAAGAUUUAAUUCGUAGACUGAUUUGUGAUCCGGAUACUCGUUUAGGUAGAAACAGUCCUGAUGAAAUUAAGGCCCAUCCAUUUUUUUACGGUAUCAAUUGGGAACAAAUUAGAAAUGAAAGAUCCCCUCAUAUACCUCAGCUUAGAAGUAUUACUGAUACCAGUUACUUUCCUACCGAAGAAUUGGAUUCAGUACCGGAGACUGUUGAUAAUCAAGGCUUCCAAACGGAUACUGUCAAUGCUCAAAAGGAUCUUGCUUUUGUGGGUUAUACAUUUAAACGUUUUGAUUAUUUGACAAGAAAAAAUGUGCUGUAA
Molecule: messenger RNA, 1011 nt
Organism: Mucor mucedo
Lineage: Eukaryota; Fungi; Mucoromycota; Mucoromycetes; Mucorales; Mucoraceae
Product: kinase-like domain-containing protein
Exons: 2
Coding region: 1-1011 (336 amino acids)
Biological process (GO): intracellular signal transduction; peptidyl-serine phosphorylation
Molecular function (GO): ATP binding; protein serine/threonine kinase activity
Source: RefSeq, a predicted model, not a curated record